Messenger RNA from Hermetia illucens (black soldier fly), 2157 nucleotides. Its product is annotated as cytosol aminopeptidase-like. The record is from RefSeq and is a predicted model, not a curated record. Gene Ontology annotation, molecular function: metalloaminopeptidase activity; manganese ion binding. Gene Ontology annotation, cellular component: cytoplasm. The coding region runs from base 281 to 1960 and encodes 559 amino acids. Gene Ontology annotation, biological process: proteolysis. NCBI's taxonomy places the organism in Eukaryota, Metazoa, Arthropoda, Insecta, Diptera, Stratiomyidae. The transcript has 4 exons.
CUAUUCACUUUCCUUAUCUUAGCAACCGCUGAACAUCAGUUAUUUUCAAUUUUCGCCAAAUUCGUGUUGACAUGUAAAUUACAAACAAGCUAAACUAAUUAUUAAACUUGUGAAAUUUUUCGACUGAGAGAGUGUCGCCAAAUAUUCCUUAACUUUUUUGUCGAGAGCGGCGUGAGAAUCUUCGUUCUGAUACAUUUUCAGAUAGACAGGACCCUUUCCUUUAUAACAAUAAAAUUAUCUAAAUUGUGUUUUCUACGUUUAUUUUAAAAUAGCGCUCAGAAUGCACAAGUUACCAAACUUCCUUGCGAGCUUACCGCGAGGAGGCCUUUAUCCUUUUAACGUACGUAAAAUAGCAGCAGCCACGGCUGUUAAGCCGUCAAAUGCAAGCAAGGCGGCGAACAAUAACCAAAAUUGCAUGCCGGAGGAAGACAGAUGUUCAGACCCAAACUCUCGGGGUUUGGUCCUGGGAGUGUAUGCGAAUGAAGAUGAUAGACUUGAUUCAGGCGUUUUGACCCCAGUUGGCUGGAAGUACAAUAAGGUGAAGACCAAUGGCCGUCUCCUGGACCUUCUACGAGUAGCGGGUCCUAUGCCCAAAAGAGGUGAGUGCCGGAUCUUUUACAACUUGGAGCCCAACUACUCGGCCGUUUGUGUGUGUGGUCUGGGUCAGGAAUGCCUCGGCUAUAAUACCUAUGAGAUGAUCGAUGAACAUAAAGAAGCUAUUCGUCGAGCAGCUGCUACAGGAUGCCGAGCCUUGCAGGAGAUCCACACCGAAAAAAUAAUCGUUGAAAGUUUUGGCCACGCGGAGUCAGCCGCUGAAGGAGCCGCACUCGGAGUUUGGGCCUACCAAGAACUGAAAAGCAAAAAUGAUCAACUUGUUGUCCCGCAAAUCGACUUGCACGUCGAGCGAGGGCAGGAGUGUGAUUGGGAUGGAUGGAGGAUUGGCUUGCAGAAAGCAGCCGCGCAAAAUUUGGCAAGGCAGUUGCAGGAGACUCCAGCGAACCUACUUAGUCCUACGUGCUUUGCACAGAACAUAGUUGAGGUUCUUUGUAAAUCAGGAGUCAACGUCGAAGUAAAGGUGAAGGGGUGGGCAGAGAGCCAGCAAAUGCAUGCAUUUCUGGCUAUCUCAAAGGCUUCCUGUGAGCCACCAAUAUUUUUAGAAUUAAGCUACUACGGAACGAACCGAGAAGAACGUCCAGUGGUUCUGGUAGGACAAGGGAUAACUUACGAUUGCGGUGGAAUCUGUUUGAAGGACAAAUAUGAGCUCAGUGAUAUGCGUGGCGAUAUGUCAGGGGCAGCAUGUGUUGUCUCUGUUUGCAGAGCUAUUGCGUCUCUUCAAUUGCCCAUCAACAUCCGUGGGUUGAUACCACUUUGCGAACAUGCUAUUGGCUGCAACUCAUGCAAGGCAGGCGAUGUGGUUAAAACUAUGAACGGGAAACAUGUCGAAUUUCAAAAGACACAUCGCGAAGAUGCCCUGGUCUUAAUUGAUGCUUUACUAUAUGCACAAAACUUCUGGCCAAAGUUCAUUUUGGAUAUUGGCACUACGUCAAAACAAAUGAGACAAGUUCUUUGUGAAGGAGCGACUGGUGUUUUCACAAAUUCAGAGGAACUAUGGCAACAGAUAAAAGGAGCCGCUGUUCACACAGGCGAUAGGGUCUGGAGAAUGCCCCUUUGGAGAUAUUUCUAUCAUAAUAUAACUCAAAAAAAACACGUCGAUGCCCAGAAUAUCGGAGGGGAUAAUGGCGGAAUGCCAUGCAAAAGUGCUGCACUUUUGAAGGAGUUCGUCCCAUGCGGCCAGUGGAUGCAUCUCGACAUACGCAGCGUUAUGACAACCAAUGGGAAAGCAUUUGAAUAUCUGAGACGAGGGAUGGCAGGACGUCCAACUCGAACAAUAAUUGAGUUUAUUGCACAAUUAGUGUGUCAUGAGGGUGAAACGCCACAAGCACCAUCAGUGAAUAAGUAAUUUACUCGUAUCUAUCUUUUUUUGCCCUAAACAAGGCGAAACUAAAUCUAAACAAUGCCUAAAAGUAGCGUUAUAUAUUUAACUCUCAACUAUUGUAGUUGGAUGUUUUGUUUUGAUGUGAUUUGUUUCCGAAGUCGAAAAUUCUGGUCCAGUAUAUUUUAUAAUGUAUUAAAUAAAUAGAAAUUGAAGUCUGAAAA